UGUGACCGGUAAACGACAGCUGACGGUUAUGGGGACGUAAGUAGGGAGUUUCAUUUUUACAGCCGUAAGUCGUGAAUCUGCUAGUUUUAUGGGAGGACACGGCUUUCGGUGGGAGCUGUAAUUGUAGGGAUUUCAGUUCGGCUGCGGAGGCCGCUUUUGUACGGCUAUCAGCGCGGUCCUGCGAGCCGCUUUUGUCGGGCUUUCGGCGCACUCGUACGGACUGCCUCAGUCGGGCUUCCGCCUGCUGCCCGGAAGGGAUCGGAAAACAGGGGAAGCGUCACGGCCUUCGGAGGCCCGAAGCACAGCAGGGAAGGAGGGGAAGAAAAGAAAAGAAAGAAGACAGAAAGAAAGGACCCGCUGGCUGCCAAACGGGGGAAUUUACCGAGGAACCUGAGCAGCUCGCCGCCUCCCUUCGGUACCCGCGAUCCGCUUUGUCUUAAGUUACCGGAACCAGCCGAGGUCGGACCGAUGAUCGCUAGCCGGUACUGAUAACUGGGUCAGCGUGCACUUCGAUUAUUAUUAACCAGCGAGCCUGAAUGAACCACAGCAAUCGACCAGUUUCCUAGAUUGCCAGGGCUCUGCCAGUAAUAAAAGGACCGAAGAGGAGAAGAUUAAGUAAAGUCAGACGCCAAAAUGACCAGCUCACCAGCUGCUAGGAUAGUUCACAACUACAAACGGACCUCCAGUCCUCGAUCCCCUACUAACACAGGGGAGCUCUUCACGCCAGCGCAUGAGGAGAACGUGCGUUUCAUCCAUGACACCUGGCAGUGUGUUAUGAGAGACGUCAAGUCCUCCCAGAACAGUGAUCGAGGACCUCAGGAAUAUGUGGAAAAGAACCCAAACCCUGCCCUGCAUUCUUUCACACCAGUCGACCUCAGUGACAUCAAAAGGCGAAACACACAGGAUUCCAAAAAGUCUUAGCUGUCCGUCCUAACUUGUCUGCCUUUCCCUGAGACACUCUUCCAACGAUCCUUUUUAUCAGCUGACCAGCCAAUUGACCAGUCCCAGGACGGCCUGUGUUCUCGGCUCCCAGCACUGCUUACUGGCCCUUCUACAGCUACAGUACAGUGACUGACCCCAUUUCCUGGCCCUGCUGCAUCGGAACGUCACGUCGACAUCUCGCUGACACCCUCAGAGCUUUGCUCUGUUUGACUUCUGAUUUUUGGCUUCCCUAUUGGGGAGGUGAGAGAUCAAGGGAGAGUUAGCAUUGUGUUUUUCACUGUGGUGAUUCUUUCCACUUGAUUCCUGGAUAUAUUGUGGCAGUGGGAAAAAUGACACUUGUUGGAAUUGGGUUAUUGCAAAUUGUUUUUCAUGCAAAAUGUAUUAUUGGAGCUAAAGCAGACUAUCAGGAGGGUAGUGCUGAUUAGCUGAUUUUAAAGGUCAAUCCACUUAUUUUCUCUUGGCAGGUUUACAGUCUUACUGUUUGCUCUGCUGAUUUUCCUGACUACAUGAUUGGCAGAAUGUGAGGAUUUCUAAUGGCCGGUGACAGUUUUAGGUGAAACUAGUAUGAUAGAAUAAAGACGUGGUGAUGAGAUUGAGUUAUGCUAAGACAUUUUAGGAUCAUUUCUGACUUUUUAAAAAGUGCAGCUCCUUGCAAAAUGACGACUGCUCUAGUCAGACCAUUCAUUGUCCUACAAAAUGUAUUUAUUUUAAAGUGAUUGCAGAUGCAGAUACUAGUUACACAAUGCUGGUGUAACAGUAUCUUGCUAAAGAUCAGUUAUGAUGAAGCUGCACUUGCAGGUAUUGUGAAUUUUUUACCUUGGUUAAGCAGAGAAUUAUGUUAUAUUCAAACUCCUCCCUGUAAUAUGCUGACAAUUUCUUGUUUCCUCCUAAAAUCAUGUUUUUAGAACGUAUUUAGAACGCCUUUGUUAUUAUAUUAUAAACAAUUAAUAUAUUCCUUAUUCACCUGACUUGUUACAAUUACAUGGGAGAUUUAUGGGCAGACCUGAUAAAACUGGCAGCAUUGUUUAACAUCAGCAGAUAAUGAAUUCAGCUAGUAGAAGCUUGACAUGCUCAGCUUUUUUUGGUGUCGACGCUUGACUGCAUUGGCCUGCCACAAGUCCAUACCCUGCAAACCUUUUGCAAGGUAAUUUUUGAGAUUCGUCCUGUCCACUCAGCCCCAUUUUGUUGACUGCUAUUACGUGCUUCUGCACUAAACGGGUUUUCCAGGGUCUGUCCUGCAAUGCUGAAGCCGUCGUGUGCUGGCAUUUCAGUUUUUCUCCUCCUGCAAGCAUCCUCAUAAUCCUGUGGAAUACAGACUACCAAAGCCCGGUACGAAUGGUUUUUCUGAUGUGUCCGCUUAAGAUGGGUCGCAUGGAAAGUUCUCAUGCAUCUGAGCAGAAUUGGACUGAAUGUUGCUUAAAGUAUGUUCCAUCAUUAGGAUUCUGGUUCUUCCUCAAUGCCAACUCAGGAAGGCAUGUUUUUGUUUUCAUUUUGUUUUCCUACAUGAUUUGCUAAAAUGAUGGAGUGCAAAUGGUUUUUGCAAAUGGAGAGAAACUACAAGUCCCGAGAAGUUCAAAAAGCCGUAUCUGCUAAAGAAUUGUGUAAAUAAAGCUUUCAUAAGAGAUACACAAAAUAGUUGGGUUUCUUUAAUGGAAAAAAAAAAAAACAUGUAACAAAGCCUGAAAUCUGCUUUGGACCCUUUGCCGUGGACUCAGGGACGGAUUAUGGGUUGUGUGGGCCCCUGGGCAAAACGUUCGCG
Messenger RNA from Brienomyrus brachyistius, 2701 nucleotides. Its product is annotated as mapk-regulated corepressor-interacting protein 1-like. The record is from RefSeq and is a predicted model, not a curated record. NCBI's taxonomy places the organism in Eukaryota, Metazoa, Chordata, Actinopteri, Osteoglossiformes, Mormyridae. The transcript is spliced from 5 exons. Bases 634 to 921 code for a protein of 95 amino acids.